This is a messenger RNA of Solanum verrucosum, 1101 nucleotides long. RefSeq lists its product as uncharacterized. The transcript has a single exon. Bases 1 to 1101 code for a protein of 366 amino acids. NCBI's taxonomy places the organism in Eukaryota, Viridiplantae, Streptophyta, Magnoliopsida, Solanales, Solanaceae. The record is from RefSeq and is a predicted model, not a curated record.
AUGACUUCUCCAAUGAUUCAAAAAGAUAUUGUGAGUGCAUGUAAGAUAGAGACCGUUAAAGCUAUUCUUGACGAAUUAAAUGGUGACUACUUUGCUUUACUAGUUGAUGAAUCCUUUGAUGUGUCACGCAAGGAGCAAAUGGCUAUUGUAUUUCGUUAUAUUGAUAGAAUGGGAUUUGUAAUGGAGCGACUUAUUGACAUUGUUCAUGUUGAAGAUACUAGUGCUUCAUCUUUGAAGGAGGCAAUUUUUAAUUUACUUGCUCAACAUUCUUUGAGUCCAUCAAGUGUGCGUGGACAAUGUUACGAUAGGGCAAGUAAUAUGCAAGGUGAGAUCAAUGGCCUUAAAAUGUUGAUUAGACGAGAAAGUAAAUCGGCUCAUUCAAUCCAUUGCUUUGCUCAUCAACUUCAACUAACUCUUGUUGGGGUCUCUAAAAAGUGUGUUGAAGUGGGAAAACUUGUAGUAUUGAUCUCAAAUAUUUUUAAUGUAUUGGGAUCUUCUUUUAAGCGUAUGAAUAAUUUACGAGAUUCUCAAAAAUCAACAAUUCAAGUGGCAUUAGAUAUGGGUGAACUUACAACCGGUAGGGGCUUGAAUCAACAACUUGGUCUUUCAAGAGCUUGUGAUACUCGUUGUAGAUCUCAUUAUAAAUCCUUUAACAAUUUUAUUAUUAUGUUUGGCUCUAUUCUUGAGGUUCUUGAAUCACUUGCUCUUGAUGCAAGGAGUAUGGAUGAAAGAGCCAAGGCAACGGAACAUCUUGAAGCUUGUCAAACAUUUGAGAUUGCGUUUAUGUUGCAUUUGAUGAGAGAUGUCUUAGCAAUCACAAAUGAGCUUAAUAAAUGUUUACAAAAAAAAGAGCAAGAUAUUGCAAAUGCCAUGCUACUUGUUGAAGUAGCAAAGAGAAGGUUGCAAGUCUUAAGAGAUGAUGAAUGGGAUUCUCUUAUUGCCAAGGUAUCUACAUUUUGUAUCAAACAUGAUAUUUUGAUACCUAACUUUGAGGAGCAAUAUGUUAGCUCUUUAAGAUCACGGCGGAAACUUGCUAACUAUACAAUCUUACAUCAUUAUCGUGUCGAAGUGUUUUGCAAUAUCAUUGAUUGGCAACUCUAA